Molecule: messenger RNA, 1324 nt
Organism: Paramecium octaurelia
Lineage: Eukaryota; Ciliophora; Oligohymenophorea; Peniculida; Parameciidae
Source: the annotation of a GenBank genome assembly
AUGAACGUAAACAAUUCUAAGAAAAUAUAAGGAAAUAACAAUGCUUAAUAAUUGUCGAUUUAAAACAUUACUAUUCUUAUGUUCAAAAUUUAGUCAGACUAAUCAUAAAAAAUAUUUAAAAUUUAUCAAAUAAGUCAAUAUUAUUUAAUACAAUGGGUUUUUUUAAUUAAUACUUCAAGUAAUUCAAACUUCUUCUAAGUACAAAUUUAAGGUAUCAUUACUUUUGAAAAUUUUGAUUAUAUAUUUAUACUCUAAAUUGCAUAAUUUGUACUUAAUGAUUAUGAAACUANUAAAGAAUAUUCAAAAUCUUUCACACAACCAUAUUUGCGUAAUUCAUUUUGAUAAUAUGUAAUUGUAGUGUUUACAGACAAAAAAAUAGGAUUAUCUUUGGUUCUCCCAAUUGUCGACGAAAAUCUAGAAUUAAUUGGUGGAGUGGGAACCAAUUUUUUGGGAGCAGAAAUUGUUUAAAUUCUUAAAUCAUAAGAAUUUGGAUUUUAAGUCUUCUAUCUUGUAUCAACCUCUGGGAUCAUGAUUAUGCACCCGUAUCAAGUAGGUGUCGAUUAACUGCCCCUCUACAUUUACAAUUAAUCUAUCACAGGAUUCAACCAAAGUGAUUGGGUAAGGAUGAACACGCAAUCAUAAAAUGAUACGUCCACUUGUCCAUAUCUGAGCAAACAUUCAUCUUCUUUGAAUUGCCUCUAUAAUAGUCUUUAUGAAUAAGAAAUGAUAAUCGGAAUCUAAGAAAUUCCUGAAUAUUCAAUGAAAUUAAUUAUGUAAAACAUAUCUUGCUAUCUCUAGGUUGUUGAGUAGUAAGGAGUAUUUCUAGUUUUACUCACACUUCCAAGAAGAACUUUAAUAAAACCUAUUAACUUAAGUGGGACUUCAUCUUUUCAUCCUGUUAGCAUUGUUUCUUAUCAUCUGUUUGGCUCUGUACAUCUUUACCUAUACAUUAUUUUAUCCUAUUCAAUAGAUCUAAGCCAUAACCAUUAAUAGGAUACUCUCUAAAAGCAACAAGAAAUCUACAAUGCCAUUAUUUGCAAAUAAAUUUAUGAGCAAAUAAAUUAGUUUAUUGUUUAACUCCUAUUCAUUUGUGUAUGACCAGUUUGAAUAAUUGUCAUUUAAUAAAACAACAAUAUGCACAGAUCUUGAAAAUUACAAAUAUCCAAAAAGAAAAUGGUCUAUAAGAAAGCAAUUGCCAAAAAACACUAAUUUGGUCAACUAAAGUGAAAAGAAAAAACAAUAACAAAAUGAUGUAAUUGAAACAGAAACAAUUUCUAAGGAAAUGAUAUUCACAUUUCUAAAGCUCUCAAAAUAUUCUAUAUGA